Scutellospora calospora is the source of this 2454-nucleotide messenger RNA. The record is from the annotation of a GenBank genome assembly. NCBI's taxonomy places the organism in Eukaryota, Fungi, Glomeromycota, Glomeromycetes, Diversisporales, Gigasporaceae.
AUGUACAUACCAUUAUCGGAAUUGAGUCAAGAGCUUGACAUCUUAAGAAAGGUCACCGAAAUGGAAGUAACUUUGACCUUGGGACAACUAUUUAAGUGGUCUCCGAAAGCCAGGUCCGAAAUUUUAAAAGCAUUAACACGUAAAAAAAAAGAGAAUGAUGUCAUGAUGUUAGAUACGAACGUGAGCAUUGUUCGUACAGUUCAGACAAGGAGUAUAAAAAAGGAUGGUGAUGUGCCUAUGGGCGUAGUAACUAUUAAUGGAGAAAAAACUAACACUCCAAUCGAUCCGAGAUCACGAUUAAAUUUAAUGCACGAGAAAUAUGCAAAAGGAAAAGGAUUGACCUGGAGAUCAGUUAAUGGAAAAGGAAGGAUGGCUGAUGAUAGUGUUAGUAAUUUUCUGGGAUACAUACCAAAUGUAGAGGUUGAUGCCGAAGGAGUGAAAGUUACACAAGGGUUUUAUGUUAUGGGAUCUGCCAGUUUUGACGUAUUGCUAGGAAUUCUAUGGAUUGCUGCAGCAAAAUGUGAUUUAAAGUAUAAAGAGGUAUCAUUUGUCACCACAACCGUACCGGAAAGUUGGACAAGGCCUUGGAAUAAUGAGGACGAUGAAUUCGAAAGUGAUGAUGAAGGUGAUGAUUUGGAUGUGCUAUCAAUUCGAAGGAUUCAAAUAGACAAACCUAAAAUAGAAAAGAUGGAUGCAAAGUAUAAAGAAAUAAUAAUCAAAGCCAAUAAUAGUAAUCAAUUACUGCUAGAAGAAUUAACACCAAUUAAUGACGACCGACUUGAAGGGACUAAGCAUCGUGGCCAGGUCAUUUAUUGGAAUGCUGAUCAAGAAAAUAGAGGAGUCAUUAAUGUCGGAGGUCUGGAAUUAGUUAUGCGGCUCACGGUAGAAAAUAACAAUAGGUUGGACAUUAAUCCUGAAAUACCGAUAAAAAGUAGGAAUUAUUUGAUAAAUCAGUUGAUUAAUGUAGUUCCGGAUGUAUUCGCCUUUGGACUUUCCGAAAUAGGAAAAACGAGUUUAAUUGAGUAUGAAGUACGUACCGGAGGAAAAGUAAUACCAGAAACCCGAAUGAGGCCAAUUCGUAUCAAUAAUCCUGAACGAGUGAUGCUAUUUGAAAAUCAACUUCGGGAGAUAGUAAAAUACGUAAAAAAGAAAGAAGGUGGAACGGAUCAGUUAAGAGUUGUAGGAGAUAUGAGACCUUUGAACAAAUAUAUAAUGAAAGAUAGUUACCUACUGCCAAUGAUUCGUGAUAUUAUAGAAAAGGCAGUAGGGCAUGAUUGGUACUCCUCAGUUGAUGCGUACAAGGGUUAUUGGCAAAUCCAAAUACGAGAAGAAAAUAGAGAUAAGGUUGCCGUCACGACGCCCAUUGGACUCAUGAGGUAUACGGUUAUGUGUAUGGGCUUAAAGAACACUAGUGAGACAUUUCAACGUUUAAUGGAUAUAGUCUUAGAAGGAGAUGAGUGGCGCAACAUUACUGCAGCUUAUCAGGAUGAUGUGGGGUUAUGGACAGAUGGUUCAGUUCAAGAUCAUAUCGAUGCAUUCAUAAAGUUGGCACAUAAAUUCAAGAAUGUUGAAUUGACUUUUGCAGCAAAGAAAUGCCACUUGCUAUAUAGAGAAUUAUGCAUGUAUAGUAAAGUGGCGAAACCACUUACCGAUCUCACAAAACAAAAUGUUGGCUAUCAUUGGAAAAGCAAGCAAGAACAAUCAUUUCAAGAACUAAAGAGACUGUUGGUAGAUAAUGUUAUGUUAAAGGCACCUGAUUGGCAGAAAGCCAAAAGUGGAGAACGCCUCUAUCAAAUGUAUACAGAUGCCUGUGACGUGUCUCUAGAAGUGGUCCUAGAACAAAAGGACAGUAAUAAUCAAUUGCGACCAGUGUUAUUUGAAUCACGCAAAUUGAAUGAACAUGAAGUUAAUUACACUAUUACGGAAAAGGAGUGUUUAGACCACUAUGCGUUAGAAUGGUUAUUCAAUAAGGCAAUGCUAAAGGGACGGCUUAUGCGGUGGGUUUUGGCACUACAAACCUUUGAUUUUCAGGUACGUUAUAAGCCAGGUAAAUUGCAUGGCAAUGCAGAUGAAAUCUCAAGAUAUUCGAAUUCUCUGGUACAACAACGUUUAAUGAAUGAUGAGUAUAUAGAAAAUCUAUUAAUGAGUGUAAAUAUGGAAGAUCAAAAGUCGACUGCGAAUGGGAAGCCUUCAAGACGUGUAAUUUUUGACAUUGAGGAGAAAAGAAAGAUUGUAAUAGUUAAUUAUGAAGGAAUUGCUGGGGAAGGUGAACAUCGAGAGAUUAAUAGUUGUGUCAGAAAAAUUUUGAUGAACUAUGAAUGGGCGUCAGGCCCAAUGCACCGUACUAGUGCUGGUCAUGAGCAUAUUGUAGUCGCAGUAGAAGAUCUGACUGGUUUCAUUGAAGCUCAGACGCUUAAAAGAAAAAAUGCGAAAAGUAUCGCCCAAUUUAUCUGA